Molecule: messenger RNA, 4726 nt
Organism: Labrus bergylta (ballan wrasse)
Lineage: Eukaryota; Metazoa; Chordata; Actinopteri; Labriformes; Labridae
Source: RefSeq, a predicted model, not a curated record
GUUUCCAAUAACCUAAUCAGUGAGACUCGGGCACCAACAUUUAAAAAUGACCAGCGUGUGUGAAGCACUCAAGAAGCUGCAAUAUUUCUACCGUUGUAGUUUGCCUGCAGCACAAGUUCUGCAGGCUGUUUGGUUUAAUUUCUUUAGAGACACAAUGGCUUCAGGAUUUGGUCUGCGGGUGCUUUUGCUCUCUCUGUUAGCUGGUGGGCAGCAUGCUAACGCGCUCAGCUACAGCACUGUGGGCUCCAGAGCCGUCACACCAUACGUACAACAGACUGAGAGUUUUCCGAGAAGCAAUGAACCCUCUGCACCACAAGAAAGUUCUCUGAGCAGUUAUGAACAAAGUUACACUGAUAGUGGAUCAUCUGAGAACAGGAAGCAUGCUGCUGCACCUUACAAUGGUUCAUAUGGACAUGGAGUAGAUGGAUACAGUCCAGAGGGAAGUGUUUCUACUUACAAGCCUCCUCCAAUAAUACGACAAAACCCACAGCAGCAAACACAAGGUGUUGACCAAUCCAAAGACAACAUGUGGGAUAUUGCUUUGCAACAAAAUGAGAACGUUUUUGUGAAGGCUGUCGCUUCAAGUCGAGGAAUUUGGAUAGCCAACCUGAGGCAGGUAGUGCAAUCAGCUACCCUUGCAAGCCCCAGCAGCCCCGCAACUAGUCCAAGCCCCAGUCCCAGCCCCGGCAGCCGAGUUACCAGUCCCAGCCCCGGCAGCCGAGCUACCAGUCCCAGCCCCGGCAGCCGAGCUACCAGUCCAAUCCCUGUCCCCAGCAGCCCCGGCAGCCGAGCUACCAGUCCCAGUCCCGUCCCCAGCAGCCCCGGCAGCCGAGCUACCAGUCCCAUCCCCGUCCCCAGCAGCCCUGGCAGCCGAGCUACCAGUCCCAUCCCCGUCCCCAGCAGCCCCGGCAGCCGAGCUACCAGUCCCAUCCCCGUCCCCGGCAGCCGAGCUACCAGUCCCAGCCCCGGCAGCCGAGCAACCAGUCCCAGUCUCGUCCCCAGCAGCCCCGGCAGCCGAGCUACCAGUCCAAUCCCCGUCCCCAGCAGCCCCGGCAGCCGAGCUACCAGUCCCAGCCCCGGCAGCCGAGCUACCAGUCCAAUCCCCGUCCCCAGCAGCCCCGGCAGCCGAGCUACCAGUCCAAUCCCCGUCCCCAGCAGCCCCGGCAGCCGAGCUACCAGUCCAAUCCCCGUCCCCAGCAGCCCCGGCAGCCGAGCUACCAGUCCCAGUCCCGUCCCCAGCAGCCCCGGCAGCCGAGCUACCAGUCCCAUCCCCGUCCCCAGCAGCCCCGGCAGCCGAGCUACCAGUCCCAUCCCCGUCCCCAGCAGCCCCGGCAGCCGAGCAACCAGUCCCAUCCCCGUCCCCAGCAGCCCCGGCAGCCGAGCAACCAGUCCCAGUCCCGUCCCCAGCAGCCCCGGCAGCCGAGCUACCAGUCCCAGUCCCGUCCCCAGCAGCCCCGGCAGCCGAGCUACCAGUCCCAUCCCCGUCCCCAGCAGCCCCGGCAGCCGAGCUACCAGUCCCAUCCCCGUCCCCAGCAGCCCCGGCAGCCGAGCUACCAGUCCCAUCCCCGUCCCCAGCAGCCCCGGCAGCCGAGCUACCAGUCGCAGCCCCAGCCCCAGCCCCAGCCCCAGCAGCAGCCCAAGCCCCAGCCCCAGCCCCAGCCCCAGCAGCGGAGCUACCAGCCCAAGCAGCCCCAGCAGUCCAAGCCCCAGCAGCGGAGCUACCAGCCCAAGCAGCCCCAGCAGUCCAAGCCCCAGCAGCGGAGCUACCAGCCCAAGCAGCCCCAGCAGUCCAAGCCCCAGCAGUAGCCCCAGCAGCAGAGCUACCAGCCCAAGCAGCCCCAGCAGUCCAAGCCCCAGCAGCAGAGCUACCAGCCCAAGCAGCCCCAGCAGUCCAAGCCCCAGCAGUAGCCCCAGCAGCAGAGCUACCAGCCCAAGCAGCCCCAGCAGUCCAAGCCCCAGCAGCAGAGCUACCAGCCCAAGCAGCCCCAGCAGUCCAAGCCCCAGCAGUAGCCCCAGCAGCAGAGCUACCAGCCCAAGCAGCCCCAGCAGUCCAAGCCCCAGCAGUAGCCCCAGCAGCAGAGCUACCAGCCCAAGCAGCCCCAGCAGCAGCCCCAGCAGCAGAGCUACCAGCCCAAGCAGCCCCAGCAGUCCAAGCCCCAGCAGCAGCCCCAGCAGUCCAAGCCCAGCAGCAGCCCCAGCAGUCCAAGCCCCAGCAGCAGCCCCAGCAGUCCAAGCCCCAGCAGCAGCCCCAGCACCCCAGCAGCAGCCCAGCAGUCCAAGCCCCAGCAGCAGCCCCAGCAGUCCAAGCCCCAGCAGUCCAAGCCCCAGCAGCAGCCCCACCAGCCCAAGCCCCAGCAGCAGAGCUACCAGCCCAAGCAGCCCCAGCAGUCCAAGCCCCAGCAGCAGCCCCAGCAGCAGAGCUACCAGCCCAAGCAGCCGCCCCAGCAGCAGAGCUACCAGCCCAAGCAGCCCCAGCAGUCCAAGCCCCAGCAGUAGCCCCAGCAGCAGAGCUACCAGCCCAAGCCCCAGCAGCCCAAGCCCCAGCAGCCCAAGCCCCAGCAGCCCAAGCCCCAGCUACCAGCCCAGCAGCAGAGCUACCAGCCCCAGCAGCCCCAGCAGUAGCCCCAGCAGCAGAGCUACCAGCCCAAGCCCCAGCAGCACCAGCAGCCCCAGCAGUCCAAGCCCCAGCAGUCCAAGCCCCAGCAGCAGCCCCAGCAGUCCAAGCCCAGCAGCAGCCCCAGCAGUCCAAGCCCCAGCAGCAGCCCAGCAGUCCAAGCCCCAGCAGCAGCCCAGCAGCAGACAGCCCCAGCAGCAGAGCUACCAGCCCAAGCAGCCCCAGCAGUCCAAGCCCCAGCAGCAGCCCCAGCAGCAGAGCUACCAGCCCAAGCAGCCCCAGCAGUCCAAGCCCCAGCAGCAGCCCCAGCAGCAGAGCUACCAGCCCAAGCAGCAGCCCCAGCAGCAGAGCUACCAGCCCAAGCAGCAGCCCAGCAGCAGAGCUACCAGCACAAGCAGCAGCCCCAGCAGCAGAGCUACCAGCCCAAGCAGCAGCCCCAGCAGCAGAGCUACCAGCCCAAGCAGCAGCCCCAGCAGCAGAGCUACCAGCCCAAGCAGCAGCCCCAGCAGCAGAGCUACCAGCCCAAGCAGCAGCCCCAGCAGCAGAGCUACCAGCCCAAGCAGCAGCCCCAGCAGCAGAGCUACCAGCCCAAGCAGCCGCCCCAGCAGCAGAGCUACCAGCCCAAGCAGCCCAAGCCCCAGCAGCCCAAGCCCCAGCAGCCCAAGCCCCAGCAGCCCAAGCCCCAGCAGCCCAAGCCCCAGCAGCCCAAGCCCCAGCAGUCCAAGCCCCAGCAGCCCAAGCCCCAGCAGCCCCAGCAGCAGAGCUACCAGCCCCAGCAGCAGACCGCAGCAGCCCAGCAGUCCAAGCCCCAGCAGCAGCCCCAGCAGUCCAAGCCCCAGCAGCAGCCCCAGCAGUCCAAGCCCCAGCAGCAGCCCCAGCAGUCCAAGCCCCAGCAGCAGCCCCACCAGCCCAAGCCCCAGCAGCAGCCCCAGCAGCAGAGCUACCAGCCCAAGCCCCAGCAGCAGCCCCAGCAGCAGCCCCAGCAGUCCAAGCCCCAGCAGCAGCCCCAGCAGUCCAAGCCCCAGCAGCAGCCCCAGCUCCAAGCCCAGCAGCAGCCCCAGCAGCAGCCCCAGCAGUCCAAGCCCCAGCAGCAGCCCCAGCAGUCCAAGCCCCAGCAGCAGCCCCAGCAGCAGCCCCAGCAGUCCAAGCCCCAGCAGCAGCCCCAGCAGUCCAAGCCCCAGCAGCAGCCCCAGCAGUCCAAGCCCCAGCAGCAGCCCCAGCAGCAGAGCUACCAGCCCAAGCAGCCCCAGCAGCAGUCCAAGCCCCAGCAGCAGUCCAAGCCCCAGCAGCAGUCCAAGCCCCAGCAGCAGUCCAAGCCCCAGCAGCAGAGCUACCAGCCCCAGCAGCAGUCCAAGCCCCAGCAGCAGCCCCAGCAGUCCAAGCCCCAGCAGCAGCCCCAGCAGUCCAAGCCCCAGCAGCAGUCCAAGCCCCAGCAGCAGAGCUACCAGCCCCAGCAGCAGUCCAAGCCCCAGCAGCAGCCCCAGCAGUCCAAGCCCCAGCAGCAGCCCCAGCAGUCCAAGCCCCAGCAGCAGCCCCAGCAGUCCAAGCCCCAGCAGCAGCGCUACCAGCCCAAGCAGCCCCAGCAGCAGCCCCACCAGCCCAAGCAGCCCCAGCCCCAGCAGCAGAGCUACCAGCCCAAGCAGUCCCAGCCCCAGCAGCAGCCCCAGCACUACCAGCCCCAGCAGUCCAAGCCCCAGCAGCAGUCCAAGCCCCAGCAGCAGCCCCACCAGUCCAAGCCCCAGCAGUCCAAGCAGCCCCAGCAGCCCCAGCCCCAGCAGUCGAGCGACCAGUCCAAGUCCCACUGGCCCAACCAGCCGAGCGACCAGUCCAAAGCCCCAGCUACCAGUCCAAAUUGCAGAGCUACCAGUCCAAAGCCCCAGCUACCAGUCCAAGCCCCAGCUGGGUGUUCCACAGAUCAAAGAUGCAAUAGCUUUUGCCCCUGACAGUGGCUCUCCAAUGAGUUCCAGACCCAUUCCCUGGUGGAAACAGCGGCUGGUUCUCAAGUUUAACAAACAUCAUUGGCUCUAGGCACACUCAGGUUGCUGUGGUCGUCUCCCAGAAAGAUCAGCUCUUGGGAUUAUUUGAAAAUGAAUAAAGUACCUGGAAACAUAA